AUUCCAUGCAAACGCUUUGCAAAAAUCAUUUUCUCCAGCAACUUUACCGGAAAAUUGACGGUGCUGUAUUAUGGAGCCAGAAUGAAAGAAAUCUGGAUUGCGUCAUCACAUUCCAGACACAUUCAAUUUUGCAGAGAUUUAUGCUCCGAUUUGAUGGAUUGCAACUGGACUGCAAUGACCAUCUGUUUAUUUAUGAUGGGGCGCAUGCUGUGGGAACUUAUAAGUUUGAUUUAUCCUGCAAAAACACGAAACAAAAUUUGGGAGCGAUGUUCACCCGUACCAACUAUGUUACCUUGAAAUACGUCACCGACAAUUGGGGAACAGAAAGCAAUGGAUUCAAACUUGUCAUAACUGCAGUGAAAGAUCCAAAACAUGCCUGUACAGAGUUUCGCUGUAACUUAAGAGAAUUCUGUAUAUCGACGGAUUUGGUUUGCGACAAGAUUAACCAUUGUGCUGACGGGUCAGAUGAAUCGUCCAAUAACUUAUGCCAAAACAACGAUAGUGGUACCAUCCUAGGCCUCGAAGUAACUUGGUUUGUGGUGGUCCUAAUUAGUUCCCUUCUAGUACUACUCGUGCUUAUCGUAGCUAUUUCGAUUUGUGUAUGUAGACGAGGAAGCUGGAACAACAGCCAUGGAAAUUCUGUACAGCAACAAAAUGCAUCUUAUUCUUUAGCGCACAUGUACGGGUCGAAUGGCCACAUGGCAAUAAAGCCAGGAGUCGGCAGCACCACAACGCUGACCGAUGGAGGCUUACUCCAUGCGACGCCGACUUCGGGAAACUCGCGCCGCCCUGCGGGCCCGCCCGGGUUCCGCAUGCCGCCGGCCCGGGGCCGCCCCUACUGCCCGGCAGGGUAACCGCGACGCCCGUGGUCGCCCCUCAGAAUGGUGGGAGCGACGCGCCGUCUGCGCAGCAGAAAGACGAGUGGUUCGUCUAGCAGUAGGAGUGACCGGGUCGUAGCCUGCAGGGUGAGCCGAGUGUGUACCGAACCCAGCUCUCGGCAAUAGCGCAGUUUUCUACGAUACCGACAAUCCACGACGUUAACCGUGAGAUUGUUCAAAGUAUAUUUUUCAUUUAGUGUUAAGUGAAACACCUCGCCAUUUAAUUUCAUACCCACGUUUCACUAAACGCGACUCCAGGUAUGCUUGAAGCUGAGGUGCUAGUCUGAAUUUAUAUAAAAUUUGUGGUGUUGCUAGCGUUUCUUUUUUGAAACUGAAUAUUCAGCCAACACAUUUAUGCUAUUUAAUUGGAGGAAUUAGAUAAUAGAUACAUAGAGCGAAAGAGCAACUAUGUAAUGAUAAAAUCAACAUUGAAUGAAUGUUUCACAUAACUAAGUAUUUGAAACUACUUGUGUUCUAAAGAAGGGUAAAUCUAGUUUUUAUUGAUAUUUCAUAAGGAGCAAAUCUUCAGUUUGAAGGUGUAAAGUAGUAGCAAAAUCCUGGGUAAAAAUCAUAAAUUCAUUCUGACGAAAACCAUCACAUUUAAUCGGUUGUAAUAAAUCUUGAACUUUCCUUUUGAAAAUAAUCGUGCAAGUCUAACCUUUUUACGAGCUCCUUUACAAAUAUAUCAAAAAAACUUUAAGAGUUUCCGAAACUGGCGAAUCCAUCUCACCGUUCCUGAGGAACAUUUUAAAAAGUUUACCAACCGGGCACUGCAUAUACAGAAAAUAUGUAGCAGAUAACUUCCGAACGUAACCUAUAUUUUAUCAGACUCCUGAUAUUAUCAAAGUUUUACGAAAGACAAUUUUCGAAGCUUUCGGUUCGGAAAGUAAUUUUUGUAACGUGCGAGUUCAGCGAACAGGCAUAUCGAUAAAAAGAAUUGGAAAGAUUUGAUUAUUUAUGUUGAUUCAUGGGAAAAGUUCAGCCGCAGAAAAUACAUUUUCUUAUAAUACCAAGACUGAAGAUCUUUAAAAUUCGUUUAUUGGAAAUUUUUUCAGCCUUCAUUAAUUAUACUCAAAAUUAAGAAUAUUUUGUUUUUUUGUUUCUGGUUUUGGGAAGAUGAUGCACAAACUCUUUUUCAUGCAAAAAAACUUUUAAACAUUUCGUUUUUUAGAACUGUUUCAACAUGACAUGAAAAUUUUCAAUAAUUUAUUAACUUCUUUAGCUAGUUAAAACACUAAAAAUUGCUUUUGGCAUAUGGGCAAAUCAAUUAUUCAAGUGUGAAUUACGCGAAUUUAAAGUUAAUUCGCAUUGGGGUGUUUCUAUUAUGAGUUUUCCAUAAGAUGAGCUACAUACUUGUUAAAGAUAUUGAAUUUCACUUUAAGUUAUACUGCAGUUUGUAUACAUAAAAAGUUCAAAACUAACGAUUAUACGAUAAGCUGCGACAAAAAUGUUUCCAAAAAUUGCCUCAAGGUAAGACCUAAUUUAAAUAAUAAACGAUUUUUUAUUUCUGAAUACAUUUGAAGUUGAUACGGACCAGAUAUAAGAAAGAAUUCUGCACUCAUGGUUCCAAGAUUUUAUAAACGUAUCGCAUGUAUAAGAAAAACGUUUGAUUCUACAUACAAAUAAAUGGAAUUUUUCCCAUUCAUUUUCCUUCUGGAUAGAACUCUCAUGCAUAUUUAAAGGACAUACCUGAACAUUAUAUACAUAUGUAAUAUUACUGUGUGGCAGGGGCACACUUGAAAUAACGACUAAACCUACAUUUGCAGUGUAAACUCUACAAGAUCCACAAAACCCGGAUAUAUUUCCAAAUAUAAUUCAAGCGGAAUUCGUUUUGGUWAUUUGCUCGGGUAAAUGGAUUUUCAUYUUGGGAUGGUUGAUUAAUGUAUUUCACUUUAUCCUUUAGGAAUAACUAUUGCAGUAACUUUAUUUAUGAAUAUGUCGCCUUGAAAUUUAAAAUUGAGUCCUUGUACGUUGAAAAUUAAUAUCAUAUAUUGAUUUAUUAAUAUUUAAUUCAUCCUAAAUAACUAACAUUCAUUGAAUCAGUAAAAUUAAGAACAAUUGCAUGAAUUGGACGAAAUGGAACAUUUACAUAUGUAUUUAUUUACAUUAACAAUCUACAAUAUGUUUGAAAACUGAAUUAGGACAUUUUUAUAGGUGAUUCUGUAUGUUAAAAUAAUGGCAGUAAGUUAUGUAACAAAAAUUCGAAAUCUGAUAAUCUUCAAAAAAGCUCAUCAAACUUCAUUUUCACAUUUAAUUUUGACCGAUGAUUGACAUUUAUUUGCCGAUCAAAUUAAUAAUCGAUACAGGUUUAGUUAAUAUCACUAAGGGAUAUGAAAAUUUUGUAUGUACAAAGCUUAACAGUCGCUUCAGAUAAAAUUUUCCCAUAAGUUUGGAAACCAAACUUUCAGAUUCUGUCCUAAUAAUUUAUAGUUUAUCUGAAAAUUUUGUAUUGCUUUACUAUUUUUACUUUUGCUAAACUGAAACUUUUAUGUGGGUCAAAAAGUAAUUCCUAUUGUAAAACGUUAUACUAAGAUCCUCACCAAUUACUCAUUGCGUUUUAUGCGUUUCACAUUCACUCUUUAUGCGUUUUAUUUAUUAUUAAUAAGAUUGAGAAACCGAAACCCGGUGGCAUUAGAGUUUUCUGAAAUAUAGUACUUUGAAGAGAAACUGCUUUUAAAAAUACAAAAACUUGUGAUAAAUAGUGAUUGCAUCUACAAUUAUAGCGGAAAAUUUUAAGAAAUAUUUUGCAAAAUGUCGGCUGCUGUUUCGAAUUACGUGUUGCGUGUUAGGCCCAAAAAUAGUAAUUUUUGUCUUACAUUCGUCUACCUUUUUUGCUAUACCAAUGACGAAAGAAAACUUUAAUCUCAUAUGCACCAGAAAACCAAAAAAACAAAUAAAUAAAGAUCGAUAAAAGUGAGAUCAAUAAUCACAGUGACUUGCACGAUAUUCAGAAUGAAGGAAGGGAUAUGUUUCUGUAAUAAUAGCACUAUUGUUGGCAUAUCGGUAAUCACAUCCGUAUUAAACUGCAUUUUCUAUUUUUCAAACCAGGAACAUUAUUAGUGGAUUAAUCGUAUUUGCUUAUUUUUUACGAACUUUGAUUGCCCAUAUGAUGCUCAAUAGUUGAUGCACUUUAAAAGAAAAGCACUUUGGUCCAUACGAAAUGGUUUUUUUCGUUUUCAUCUCAUGAAGAUUUAAAUCAAUUCGUUUUCUAUUAAAAAUUCUACCAUGUAGACAUAUAAAGAUUUGGAUGAGUGUGAGAAUGGCAAAGACUGAAUUCGGAGCCAAGUUGAAACGAACAUUGUGUCGUCGAAGUAUUGGUUUGCCGUGUCAGAUGGAACAGAUCAGGACCAUCCACGUUCCAAACAAAUUACAUGUUUGAAAAAUGUUUGUCCUUUCUCUCCCAAUUACUAGCCAGAAAUGGACGAUGCUUGUUAAGACGCACACAGCCAACAUAGACAAAUACGACACUAAUAUACCUACUUUAAAAUAGUUAUUAGAAUGUGUAUUAUAAUAAUAUUAAAUUAUACAUUGUUUUCAACGACAUAAUUGCCAAAGUUAGGGGGCUUGAUGCCCAUGCAAUUUCAUUCAACAUGUUAAAGAACAAGAUUUAAAUGUUUUCAAAAUUUUAUUGGUAUUUUCAGCUAGUGAAAUUAUAGUAUUGAAUCGGUGAUUGAAUAAUUUAAUGAAUAAUUAUUUUAUUGGACUUGCUUGCUUGAAGUUGCUUGGACGACAUACUGCUUAACUGUGCAAUCAAUGUCAUGAGGGCUAGUCACAAGUAGUGGGGUAAUGGAGAAAUGAAGUUUAAAUUGCCGUUGUCCUUUAGAAGUAGAAAAAUCAUAUGUUUCCUAUUCAAUUUCAGUUAAUGAUUCUGCUCAUAAGAUAACUAUCUAUGGCUGGAAGAUCAGAUUGAUACAUUGCUAAAAGAGUUUUUCAUAUCAAUGAACAAAAAGCAUAUCAAAUUCGGGCACAAAGCAAAACCUAUGGCACUUUCUAAUACUAUUUAAUGCGGUUUUAUGCAAACCAUUGAGGCUGUAGUUGGUAUAGUAAUAUAUGUAAUAACAUCGUCAAUUUAUUUCCGGACUUUUGAAAAAGUAUUUAAUAAUAUAUUUUUUAAACAUUUAGCUCACUUAUUAAUAAAAUGAUGAGUAAAUUAACCUCAGUGUCAAUUUGUAAAUACAAAUAUCAAUGACUCAAUUAUGGGGUAUUUAAAAUUGGGUGCGCAAAGUUCAUCUUUUUUUUUAC
Dendroctonus ponderosae (mountain pine beetle) is the source of this 5120-nucleotide messenger RNA. RefSeq lists its product as uncharacterized. The record is from RefSeq and is a predicted model, not a curated record. NCBI's taxonomy places the organism in Eukaryota, Metazoa, Arthropoda, Insecta, Coleoptera, Curculionidae. Gene Ontology annotation, molecular function: protein binding.